UCCUACAAAUAGCCAGCCUGGUUUAGCAAACGUGUCUCCUUCAUCUGAUAUAAUAUCAGCUAGUUUCCAGUGCUGCUGUGCGUCCGAGAAUGAAUACAAGAGAGCAACUUGCUGGGGUUCUUGUCUUCGACUCAUCAGCGUUGCAGAAACAGCCAAACUUGCCAACUGAGUUCGUUUGGCCGCACAAGGAUUUGGUUGGAAACCAAGACGAGCUUGAAGAACCACUGAUAGAUUUGGACGGAUUCUUGAAAGGAGAUGAAGUGGAAACUGCCCACGCAGCUGAGCUUCUUAGAGUUGCUUGUUUACACCAUGGUUUCUUUCAAGUCACAAACCAUGGAAUAGAUUCUUCCCUUAUUCGAGCUGCGUAUCAAGAAAUUGAUACAAUCUUUAAGCUCCCUUUAGAUAAGAAGCUCAGUGUUCGUAGGCAACCCGGCGGUGUAUGUGGAUAUUCCGGCGCUCAUGCCGAUCGGUAUUCGUCUAAGUUGCCUUGGAAGGAGACUUUCUCAUUUGAGUACAAUGGGAAUCACUCACACCCAGUUGUCGUUGAUUACUUCAAGCAUUUCCUGGGUGAACAUUUUCAACCAACAGGGUGGGUGUACCAAAGGUACUGUGAAGAAAUGAGGAGGUUAUCUCUCGUAAUUUUUGAGCUGCUGGCAGUGAGCUUGAGAGUGGAUCGUUAUUACUACAAGGAAUUUUUUGAAGAUGGUAGCUCAAUAAUGAGAUGCAACAAUUAUCCACCUUGCAAUAAUUCGGGGCUAACCCUCGGCACUGGUCCUCAUUGUGACCCAACUUCCUUAACCAUACUUCACCAGGAUGAAGUCGGUGGCCUUGAAGUGUUUGCAAAUAACAAAUGGCAAGCAAUUCGACCUCGUUCUGAUGCCUUUGUCGUCAACAUUGGUGAUACCUUCAUGGCAUUAUCCAAUGGGAAAUACAAGAGUUGCCUACACAGAGCCGUGGUGAAUAGAGAGAGAGAAAGAAGAUCGCUGGUUUUCUUUGUGUGUCCAAAAGAGGACAAAGUGGUGAGACCACCACAGGAUCUUGUUUGCAUAGAAGGGCCAAGGAAGUACCCAGAUUUCACAUGGUCUGACUUGUUGGAUUUUACUCAAAACCACUACAGAGCUGAUGUUGCUACCUUUCAAAGCUUUAUCAAAUGGCUUCCAUCUUCUAAAACCAUUUAAUCUCUACUUGUUUUGAAUGCUUUUCAUAUAUAAUAAUGGUAUCUUUUCUAAAACCAUUUCUACUUGUU
Manihot esculenta (cassava) is the source of this 1246-nucleotide messenger RNA. RefSeq names its product gibberellin 20 oxidase 2. Lineage: Eukaryota; Viridiplantae; Streptophyta; Magnoliopsida; Malpighiales; Euphorbiaceae. The record is from RefSeq and is a predicted model, not a curated record. The transcript is spliced from 3 exons. Gene Ontology annotation, molecular function: gibberellin 20-oxidase activity. Gene Ontology annotation, biological process: response to light stimulus; gibberellin biosynthetic process; unidimensional cell growth. Bases 90 to 1178 code for a protein of 362 amino acids.